Rasamsonia emersonii CBS 393.64 is the source of this 1371-nucleotide messenger RNA. RefSeq lists its product as uncharacterized. Gene Ontology annotation, molecular function: oxidoreductase activity, acting on paired donors, with incorporation or reduction of molecular oxygen; monooxygenase activity; iron ion binding. The record is from RefSeq and is a predicted model, not a curated record. The coding region runs from base 1 to 1371 and encodes 456 amino acids. The transcript has 3 exons. NCBI's taxonomy places the organism in Eukaryota, Fungi, Ascomycota, Eurotiomycetes, Eurotiales, Trichocomaceae.
AUGGAGAAGAACCAUACCUUGAUCGGUGCCGCCCUCGUCACCGUCGCCAGAUACAUUCCCCAUGAUCUGGCGAACAACCUCGACCAGAAUCAUACAUUUUCCGUCCUGGGCAACAUAUCGUUUCGCACAUGCUUAGCGGCAUUGUGGUGUGUGUAUCUGGCCCAGAUCGUCUACUGUAUUUUCUUCCACCCGCUCCGAAAAGUGCCUGGCCCGUUGCUGGCCCGUUUCAGCCAGAGCUGGCGCAACAUUCGAUACUUCCGAGGCUCAUGGCAUCACUACGUCGUGCAGCUCCACCGCACGUACGGAAGCGUGGUGCGCAUCGCCCCAAACGAGGUCAGCUUCGUCGAUAGCUCGGCGCUGAAGGCUCUCUACGGACUGGGAAAGCAAGUGCAAAAGCUGGCACUGGGGGGCAAGAUCGGCUUCAUCGAGCAAGGUCGAGACGUGGACGGGAUCAUCCGAAGCAUCCACGAUGGGUUCUAUCUCAUGGCCAACAUGGGAAAUAUCCCCGGGCAGAUGUUCUGGAUCAACAAUGCCCUGGCCCAGUGGCUCAUCAAGAGAUUCGGUGGCAAACGCCUCAACUCUUUCUCCAUCUUCCUUGACUGGCUGGAUCGUCGUGUGUCGGAGCGGAUGAAGAACGGCCUGGGGGACAGACGCAAAGAUAUGCUCCAGCAUUUUAUCGAGGCAAAGGACAUGGACGGCAAACCGGUUUGGAAGGGAGACGUCAUGAUCGAGGGCGUGAAUAUUCUCGGUGCGGGGGCCGAUACGACUUCGAUUGUCAUUCUGGCGGUUCUUAGUGCUCUGCUCCUGCAUCGUCCUGAACGCCAGAAGCUGCAGCAGGAGAUCGAUCAGGCGUAUACCAGUUUGGGCCUGCAGGACCCUGGGCAGGAGAUAUCGUUCAAGGACGCUGAAAGGCUGCCAUAUCUGUCCGCGGUGAUCAAGGAGAGCAUGAGGCUGCACCCAUCCAUCUCCUAUCAAUUGCCACGCGUGGUGCCUUCCUCUGGUGUCCAAAUCGGCCCGUAUUACAUGAGGCCAGGAACGAUCUGCAGUAUCAGCGCGACUUCCAUGAACCGUUCGAAGGAGAUAUUCGGUGACGACGCAGAUGAAUGGAAACCGGAGCGCUGGAUUGCCUCGAACGAGGAAGAAAAAGAACGGAUAUCGACCAUGAACAGUCUUUUAACAACAUUCGGAAUGGGAAGUCGCAGCUGUGUCGGUAAGAAUAUUGCGCUGGUCGAAGUGCACAAGUUCAUCGCCCAGUUCUUGCGGCACUUUGAUGCAGACGUGGUCAAUCCAGAACGACCGUGGGUGACCAAAUCCCAGUGGUUUUCCAUCCAAAAGGACUUCUGGAUUACAAACAAAGAGCGCGGGCAUUAA